This is a messenger RNA of Lineus longissimus, 4193 nucleotides long. RefSeq lists its product as uncharacterized. The coding region runs from base 508 to 3978 and encodes 1156 amino acids. The record is from RefSeq and is a predicted model, not a curated record. The transcript has 9 exons. Lineage: Eukaryota; Metazoa; Nemertea; Pilidiophora; Heteronemertea; Lineidae.
UCACUUGGACUGGCUGGCAGACAAGACAUCCACAUUUCAUUCUGGAGGACUCCUCUUGGCUCUUGGCUGUGAACUGACUGGACUGACUGAAGUGUUCCUCUGUUUUGCCUCCACAUUUUUUCCCUGUUUUUGCUUGUCUAAAUUCUGUGAAUCAUUCCUUAUUCACUGUAGGCCAACCUCCGGAUUGAUUCACUGACAAGUGUUAUGUAUGAGGAAUAUCCACAUCGUUUAUAGUUGCCGUUUGAUUCUGGGAGUUAGCUUGUAAUUGUCAGGUUUGAGUUGACCAUCUGUUCAGAGACUUGACAGGAGGACCACUGCCAACUGGUACUCCACUUGUCUCCAGUUGACUAUCAUAAGGUGUGUGAUUGAGGAGCCAAUGCUGGACGACUAUUAACAGGUGACUUGUGAUCAAAAGGGGAUGCCUGGUGAACUAGGACGACAUCGCGGCAGGACUAUGACUUGAAAAAGAGGGGGGCUUGGAUACUCCAAAAUCCAUCUUUAGUAAUCAUGGAGGUAAUGGAUACUGAUGACAGUGGUUCUACUAAAAAGUCACUUUGUACUGAAGUGAAGAAAAAUGAGAAAUCUGUUUGUGCUACCAUUGACAUCACGCCAGUCAGUAUCAUUUGUGACAGGGAGCAAGCUGGUAUUGACGUGACCAGGCCAACUUUGGGGAGCUCAAAUACUGGCACUGGUAUGCCAGCUGAAGAGAGAGCCCACACUGAUGUGAGAAUGACUACUGCAGAGAGCUCGGAUAUGACUGUUGCAGAGAGCUCCAACAACAAAUCUGAUAAAAUUGAUGCAUUUAUAUGUAAGGAUACUGCUGAAAGACUGUCCACAGAAAAAUGUGAUAAAGAUCUAGGGAAAAUUGCUGAGUUGACAAUGGAUACUACCAUGAUGGAAUCUCUUGGCCUGCGGCGUGUUUGUUCAACUGAUACUGUGAAAACUGGUCUAGAUUUAUCACAGAAUGCUCCUGAAAAAGUUGUUCCUGGUUUUGCAGAAAAACCAGUUACUGUUUGUGGAGAAAACAAAGUGUGUGAUUUCACAGUAAGUUUUUUGGAGUCGACACAACGUAUGAUGCAAUUUGCAGAGAUUUUAUACAAAUGUAAGCUCUGCACAUCUUUACCUUCAAUUCUCACCUCGAAAGAUAACUUCCUCAUGCACGUGAAGGAUUUUCACCUAAAGGGAAACUCUGCUGAUGAUUUCGACUGUGAUGACUGCGAUUUGAAAUUCCGAACUUUGGAGGAUUUGAAGCUGCAUUUUCGUGUUUGCCAUGGUUCCUGUGAGAAGAAUGAGACAUAUACCAGUUACAAUUGUGCCAAGAACUCUACAAGUUCUGUUUCUAAUAUCAAUCUGUUUUCUUUGCGUGAUUCGAAGUCCUCUGAUUUCUGUGAUAUGGACAGGAGUAGUAGUGAAAGUGAAACCGAAUCUGAUGAUUUGAACAUCAUUGGCCCGUCCUCGAAUGUAUCCAAUUGUGAAAUUCAAAGUUCUAAACCCAAAAUGUUCAAUUUUUCUGGUGGGCGGGGGACUAAAACACGCAAAAGGAAGUCUGUUCCAAACAGACUAAUGGAUAGUACGACUGGUAUUGAAAUUAGUCGUUGUGAUAUUGGUGAAAAUUUGACUGUCAAAAAUGUCAAAGUUGAGCCAUGUGAUUCAAAUGAUUACCAUGGUAACUCGACCUCUGUUGACCCAGGUAGUGUGUUUGGCGAAUCAGAAGUUAACCGAAAGAGGACAAUGGUGCAUAUUCUUAGUCCUGGGCAACAGACUCACACCAUACACUGGGGACGAGGUCCGUCGUAUGUCAAUUCGGAUGAAAAGGUUGAAACAUCUGAACCCGUUUGCAAAAAGAUAAAAAUUCUCGACAAGGUUGUAAAAAUUCCUAACCCAAAUUGUGCGGAGGAAAAUUCAACUGAUUCUGAUAAAGUAGAGUGUCAGUCGUCCUCUGCGGAUGCUGAUGGUCCAUUACAAAGCACACCUUUGAUGCAGCCUAUUCCUGCAAUUCAUGACAUGCAGAAGUAUUCGAAGUAUCUGUCACGGAAGUCGUUUUUCAAUAUGGCGGCACAUCAGAAAUUAAAGUCGUCUGCGAUCUACAACUUGAUCUCCACUCAUAUGCAAAAGGACACUGUCACGGGUUCUCAUGGGAACCGAGAGGAUGAGUCACAAAGGGAAAGUGCCCAGCAUAAUGUCCAGCAAAAUGUCCAGGAAAGCGUCCCCAAAACUGCCCAGCAAAAUGUCCAGAAAAAUACCCAGGAAAAAGUCGCGAGAAGUCCAAAUUUCCACAUUCUUUCUGCAUCCGAUCGUCUUAAGUCAUUCAUAAAACAUAAAAGUGACGAUCUGUUGAAAAGAAGGACUGGUACCAAAACGAAUCCUGUGGAGCAAAACGUAAAAGCGUAUGUACAGAUGGAACCUGAGGACUUCUCGUCCACUUCAGCGAACUUUUCCUCCCAUCGGAAGAAUGAAACUUCAAGUCUGCACAAAACAUGUGGGAGCUUGCCUGCAAACUGUUCCGCUAAAUGUACUGUCUCUUCUGGUCCAGAGGGACAACAUUCUGACUCCGUUGCGGAUAAAUUUCAAAAAUGUUCACACGACUCUUCCACGUCGGGUCCAAAACAAGAAAAAAGUAUGACGUCCUCGGCUGCGUCGACUGCCACCACCUCAAAUCAGGACCUCGACCUUCUGAAAACGAAUCCACUUCCGCUGUUGAACAUGCCCACUGGUGCCUCCUAUAAGUGCUUCCAGUGCGACGAGUACUUCACGGACUUCAGUGCGUAUUGCAGCCAUUACAAAAGGAUGCACGAUUCCGACAUGCCAUAUGGAACGCCGAUACCAAAAAUGGAACAAUGCAUCGCCCUUGUGAAAGCCAUACAGACUUUACUAGUCGCCACACAUAGUGGUUACGUCAGCAGGGACUCCAUUCUGAAGGAAGCAGCCAAGGAGAUUGGCAGCACGCAGGUGGAGUCGUGGGGCGCUGCGUGCAACCGGGCAGUCAAGGAGGUGUUCCCGUAUUCGCAGACCCACCGCAAGGGAAAGUACAAGGAUACCUACUAUUUUGGUGUCAAAUUUGUCGAGGCUUCAGACACCGCAGAAGACACGGAUGAGGAGAAGUCUGUGCCACCUGGUGACAACCUUUGGGGAAAUCGACAGCCUAAGAGCUCAGCUAAAGAGUCUUGUGUUGACUGGGAAAAGAUUCAUAGAGUUCUACCAGAUCUAGUAGCAUGGCGUGGGGACGAGGAUGCCAAGGUCCCACGGGCCGAUUUAAUCGCCUUAUUACGCUACAGCUUAAAGGAACUCGACACAUCCAGCAGCAACUGGGGUUGGCAAUGCAACAGGGCCGUCCGCCUCUUCUUUCCCGAGGUUGUGAUUGAGCGAAGGGGAAAACAUAAACAUACCUACUAUCAAGGUCUCUGCUACAAGGAGCCAGCUGCAGUUGAAGCAAAGCUUGCGGACAUUUCGAGCAAGUGGAAGGAUACUAGUCAUGAUGAAGUCGACGAUGUCUACACUGGUCUUCAUUCAAACGAAGAGGUGGACAGCAAGUCGGAAAAUUCUGAUCCUACAGAUUCUGAACUAGUAAUGGAUGAAGAUUAUGCUAUGAAAGAGGCUGCAGACUCUGAAGCUCAUAAAUCACUGAAACUGAGGGUAUGCCGCGCUGUCGCAAACACCAAAGGACCGCUAACGACUCCUAGGGCAGUGCAGAAAAAGCUCAACAAUGUUUCGACAGUGAUUGUUACAGCCAUGUUGAAAGAGUUGUCUGCGGAGGGCUAUGGCACGAUACAACAACCUCUACAACCUCGGGGACGCAACAAAGUCGUCUUUUUCAAAUCAUACCCUGGGACGAUGCGGGAGGUGGACUUGCUCUCUGGGACUGGAAUCUCUGCUGUAACUUAUAAGGAGAACUUUAGGGACUUAUCCGAUCCUCCGAUUCGAGGAAUGUAUCAUCGGCACCCACAGAUCGGCCUUAUGACGGACUUUAUCAAUAUUUGAACUUGAUGUUUUCACUGGUGUGGAAAGACCAGCUGAAGUGGGAGACUUUCGUGCUAAGCAGUUUGCCAUGGUGCCGGAUGUGGUGUCAAAUGCCAUCUAUGCAUUAUAUACAUGUAUAUGCCAUAAUUGUCCUUCGUUUUAUUGGAAUGUUGACAAUUCAAUUCAAGUGAACUCAUCCCUGCAACCUAGUUGUGUCUUUUUCCUCAAAUAAAUGU